Messenger RNA from Eurypyga helias (sunbittern), 406 nucleotides. RefSeq names its product mitochondrial ribosomal protein S6 (gene MRPS6). The annotation marks the transcript as partial. Gene Ontology annotation, cellular component: mitochondrial small ribosomal subunit; ribosome. The transcript is spliced from 3 exons. Gene Ontology annotation, molecular function: small ribosomal subunit rRNA binding; structural constituent of ribosome. Gene Ontology annotation, biological process: translation. The record is from RefSeq and is a predicted model, not a curated record. Lineage: Eukaryota; Metazoa; Chordata; Aves; Eurypygiformes; Eurypygidae.
CUGCGUCCAUCUCACUGGACAAGCAGACUCGGGAAUGCAUCUUGAGGUGCAAUACUGCAAGGAUCGCAGAAGAAAGCUAUACGGUGUGCCCGAGACUGCAGCUGUGCUGAAGCGCACUGUUGAGGCUCUUAUGGAGAGAGGAGCCAUUGUGAGGAACCUAGAAAACCUGGGAGAAAGGUCUCUACCGUACAAAAUCUCCAAGCACAAGGAGCGCCACAGAAGAGGAGGGUAUUUUUUGAUAGACUUAGAGGGCCCACCUUCGAUUGUAUCGACCAUGAUGGAUCAUUUAGGACGUGAUAUUGAUGUAAUUAGACGUGCUUUCAUAAAGCAUCCCGUGUCAAAGACAGAAGAAUGCAGUGGCAUAAUCCCAGUCAACAGUGAAGAUAAACUAACUGCCAAGAAGUGA